GGUUACAGGGUAGCGUCUCGAAUAUUGGGUUUGCAUUACAAGGAACAGCCUAUGCUGGCAUAGAUAAGCCCAGUGACAACUUUUACCAUUGUCACUAGAGGCGACGCCAGCGACGACUCAUCACCACAACACACCUGUCACACCUGUCAUUACUCCCUGCUUCGACUCUUAAUCUCCGUCGAUACGCCUUAGACGCGGCUUCCUGCGCUAGGGGUUUUGAUGAAGAAUAUUUGAACAGCAUCUUCCCCUGUGCAGCUUCCUGGCAGCCAACACUCCAGCAGAGUCACCCGCUUGAUGGCUGCAAAGGCGCUGCAAUUCCGAUAAAUGUUUAUGACAACGCUGAUAUAGUCGAGGCGAGAGAUUUUGGUGGAUAUCACCUUGCAGUAGUGCAGUAACCGCCCACGUCGCAACUUCACCAUUCGCCCCAUUUCAGCCGUCUUCAUCAUCUAAGUUUCCCUAAUGGCAGACACGCCUGAGAGUGAUGACUUCGGACAGCCCGAGGCAAAUCUGGAAUUAGAGGUGCUGCGAGAGCAAAUCGCUUUGCUUUCGAAGCAAUUUUACCAUGAGCGUCAACAAUGGCUGGAAGAAAAGCGGCGGUUACAGGAGGCAGCCCGGCGGCAGCCGGCUACUACAGGCGAUGCGCCACCGCGUUGUACACCCAUUAGUGGACAACCUCGCAGCCAGGCCAGCUCAAACUCAACCACAUCCAGCGACAAUGGGUGUGAAGUGAAUAGCAACGGCGUAAGUCGGACCGGUAGCUCAUUUGCUUUGUCUUCAUCUUCGCGGAGCAUCAGUCCAACGUGCGGCAUAGCAGGCGGUGGCGAUGUCUUGGCAGCAGGCGCCUCAGCCUCAGCAGCGGAGCUUCGGGCUGCCAUUGCGGAGGCUCAGCGGCAACUUGAGGCCAACAAGCGCCAGAGGGAGGCGGAGGCGCUUAGAUGGAAGCUGGAGCGAGAGGGAUUGCAGCGGCAGGUCCAAGCCCUCAUCAACGGCGUUUCCGGGGCCGUGGCUGCGGGCAUGCAGCAGCCGGGGGCCCUUGCCGGCGCGCAGGCGGGGGUGGCCCGCGAGGACGAGGAGGAGCGGCUGCGGCUGGGGGAGCGGGUUUCGGAGCUGGAGGACCUGGUGGAGCAGCUGCAGGCUGAACGAGUCAAUCUGGAGCAGCAGCUGCGGGUGAUGGCGGCGGACGCUUCGAGGGCCUCCCGCGCUCUGGCCGCGCAGCAAUCGCAAGCCCAGCAACCCCAAACCCGCACGCAGCCGCAGCAGCCUGUAGCAGCCGCCCCCGCCGCCGGUGCCCGGCCCUUGCAGCACUCCCUAAGCUACCCCCAGCCCACCCUGAGUGCCGCCGCCAACGCCGUUGUGGCUGCAGCAGCAGCAACAAGGCCCUUUGGAAGCAUGGCCAAGCCGGCAGCUAAGCCAGCUGCGAAGCCGGCUGCCGUGGGGUCCACGUUGUCGGUCUUUGCCUUUGCCGCAUCGGCUGCAUCGGCAGCAACUCCAUCAAGCAACAACAACAACAGCGACAACGGUAUCUACAACAGCCCGAAGGAAUCGCAGCGCUGGCAGCCCUCCCCACCACCUUCCCCAAAAACCACUGCUGAGGCUGCCGGUACUGAGGAGGGCAUCCGCACCUACACAUACGAUGACAAUCACAAGAACAGCAACACGACGGGCUGGAACACCACUACCACCAUCACCACCGCCGCCCAAAACAACAACAAGAACACUAAUAGCAACACGGGUGGUUGGGGUCUCACCCUGACUGACAGCGUCAGCGUGCCGGCCCUGUUGGCUGAGAAGGCAACCCUGGAGCGAGAGCUCGCAAAGUACCGCCGCUCGGAGUGCCUGGCGGUGCCGAGAGCCGAAUACUCGGAGCUGUGCUCGCUGAGGGGCCAAUUGGCGUUUCUGGAGAGCGAGCUGUCACAGCUGCGAGAGGAGGCCGAGGCGGCGGUACGACAGCGGGAGGCGGCGGAGGCAGAACUCGCUCAAAUGCUGCAGGACUGCGUUGCCGUACCGCGGGAAGAGUACGAGCGCUUGGUACGACAAGCCGCGGCGGCGGAGGCCAGCCAGGCACAACAUGGCAGACACGUGAAGCCGGACGCGAUUGCUAUCGCAGAAGUUGUUGCCACCGCCGAAUCUGCUGUCGGAAUGAAGGUAGCGGAGGCGGCAGAGACUGGCAUCCCCGCUGCAGCCGAACAAGGGAGCGCCUGUGCUGCCGUACAAGAGGCGGGAUCAGAGUACGACAAAGACAAGACUGUGGCUCUGAGCCCGGAGGAGCAUGGAAGGCUGCUGGCGGCUGCCGCGGAACGGGACGUCCUGGCGCACAUGGUCACGGACCUGCAGAUGCAACUGCUGGAGACGGAGGCGGCAGUGGAAGCGGUGGCUGGGGGGUGGGCAGCAGAUGCGGGAGCAGCGGCGGCGGAGGACACCCUAGGGAUCUCUGGGAGCAGGGCGGAUGCGUUGGCGGUAGAGGAAGGCGCCGAUGCGGAUGACGGCUGGUGGGUGCGAGGUGCUGCUGCUCUUGACAACGGACAGCUUGGGGACCAUGAAGGGGAUGAUGAUGAUGAGAAGAAGGAGGAGGAGGCGGAGGUGCGGGCUCCGCCUCCUCAUCGUCCUCUGCAGCGGCAGCGGCAGGACCCUUUGCAGCAAGGAGCAGCCGGUGGGGAGCUGGCAGGCGUGGCUGCUGCUGAGGGUGAUGCCGAAGACGACGGCAGCGGUGGUGGUGAUGGUGGUGCCUGUGUUGAGGUGGCAGUGCUGCGGGAACAGCUGGCGGGAGCGGUGGGCGCAGCGGUGGCGGAGUCCUCCCGGCUGAGCGCCCGUGUGAGGGCGCUGGAGGAGGAGGUGGAGCGAUUGAGGGGGCAGAAUGCGGCUUUGGCGGCUGAGUCGGGCGCUUUCAGGGGCGCCUUGCUUGCGGGUCAAGUGAAGGCCAGCGAUGAGGCUUGGGCUGCGGCUGCGGCGGCUGAGGAGGCGCGCGUGGCUGCAUCGGGGAUGUUGGCCGCGACGCAAGACCGGAUAAGGGGCCUCGAGGCGGAGCUGGUUGCUGUCCAAGCGGCCGCUGCUGCUGCGGUAUCCGAGAGGCAGGCCAUGCGGCUAGAAUUGGGUACCGUACGAGAUGCCGCCGUACGUACGACACAGGCCUUGGCGGAUUGCGACUGGCGUCUGGCCGAGGCGGAGGAGACCGCCGCCCAUGCGACGGCGGAGCUCUCCGUCGCCUUGGAGGAGCUGGCGGCGGCGAACGCCAAGCUGACGGCGGCGGAGGCGGCGAUGGCGGAGGCGGUACGACGGGCGGCGAUGGCGGAGGCGGGUCGGGCCGCCGCCGUCGGGGAGUUGGCGGCGGCGCGGGAGGAGCUGGCGGCGGUUAAAGAUGAGCUGGCUGAGUCGCGGGACAUGGAGUGGUUGAAGAAGCGAGAUGUGUUUCGGAGCAAGCGGGGGGUGACGCAUGGGCAGAGGCUGCCGCAGGAAUGGCUGACGGCAGCGAGCGGGAUGAGCGGCGGAGGCGGCGGAGGGGCUGUGAGCAGCAGUAGCGAGAGGUCUGCGAGUCGGAGGGCUUCAGGGGAAUCCAGCGCUGCUGCUGGGGGUGCUGCGGAUGUGCAGGCAGCCGUGGCUGCUAGUGCAGGCAGUGCAUCAGCAGCAUCAGUAGCCAUUGCUACUGUUACUGCAACUGCGGUUACUCCAUGAUGCCUGCUGGGUUUGUUGCAUGAGGGGCAGGUUCUGUGAUUUCAGGCACCCGCUCAGCCUCACGUCAGCGGUCAACAGGGCGCUGCGACUUCUGUUGCGUGUUGAAGGAACUGGUCAGAACGUUCAACAGCGUGGCAGGGAAUGACCAGGUUCAUAACCCUUGCGCUGUGGGGAUGGGUUGCAUGUUGCAUGGCCGGUGUGACAGAUAAGGAGGCAUGGGGUUGAGGCGCUUUCAGGCAGGGAGGAACGGUAUACUGUGCAUGUUUCCGGCGUUUGUGUGGGCAUACCCACACCGCAUUCACGACGGGUGCAAAGGGGGCCAGUGUCCCACAUUUCGAAGUACGGUAGACUUCAAAUUUAUGCAAAGAUAACCUCUUGAUCUUUCGAUUGGAAUGUGUGCGUGGCAUUGGGUUGCAGGGUGUAGAAGCUAUAGCCCAUUUUUGCGGGGUUCGGUCUGUUUGCGACGUUCACGCUAUCGACGUCUGCUCGGAGGGUGUUCGAUGAAAGCAGGUUUCGCGCAAUUCGUGUGUAUACCGGUAGAAGGCGUAUCGUUGUGGCUGCAGGGGGCUGGGGGCAACGGUACGAGAGGCACACGCCUUGUUUCGUAACAUGACACACGCGGGGCGCCUCCUUGGAAAAUGAUCGGGCCCGCAGAUGGGAUUGCACAGCGGUAAUAUGAAUGAGUGGUGGUUACAGAUGUCACAUGGUGUGGGCCGAAUUUGAGGGUCUUGACUCUUGAGCAUGUAAGAGGUGUGGUGCAAGUGGUUCCCUUUGAUGGCUGUUGUUGUGCCGCGUUUCAGAUGCUUCGUGUAAAAUCAAGAUGAAGCAAUAAUGAAAUAAAUAUGAUAUGAUCUUUGUAAAAUAUCAACGAGC
Molecule: messenger RNA, 4542 nt
Organism: Astrephomene gubernaculifera
Lineage: Eukaryota; Viridiplantae; Chlorophyta; Chlorophyceae; Chlamydomonadales; Astrephomenaceae
Source: the annotation of a GenBank genome assembly